Molecule: messenger RNA, 3078 nt
Organism: Mercenaria mercenaria
Lineage: Eukaryota; Metazoa; Mollusca; Bivalvia; Venerida; Veneridae
Product: dynein axonemal intermediate chain 4-like
Exons: 25
Coding region: 206-2794 (862 amino acids)
Biological process (GO): cilium movement
Cellular component (GO): axonemal dynein complex
Molecular function (GO): dynein heavy chain binding; dynein light chain binding
Source: RefSeq, a predicted model, not a curated record
AAGCCUCAAACAACUUUUGUUUCAAUUAUUAAAGGCUCUCUUAAUUGUAAUAUACAUGACAACUUGUUCUUUGCCAGUCGUUUACGAGCGUAUAUCUUAAGAUUUAUCUUGUUCGAUGAACCAAUGAAAUGAAAUGUAAUAUUUGACACUUGUUUCUAAUGACAACAGAAGAAGCAAAAACUAAAAUGGUGGACAGAGUUUAACCAUGUCAACUAGCCGAAAUAAAAAGUCGCAGCAUAUGCUUGCUCCUGGCAAUAAUGUUGGAGCAAGCACAACAUCUAAAAAGAGUCACGGUGCAUCCACCAUGAAAAGUAAGUAUGGAACAAUAAGAGGAACAACAUAUGGAAGUUCAAGAACUAAUAUUCCAUCCUCAGCCAGUAAGGCACGAAGUCUUGUAAAUGCUCAAGAUGGAGGCAAACCUCACAAGGCUCCAGUGCAGAUCUAUGAUGAGACUGGCAAUGAUGUUACUCCUCAACCUCUACAUUUAGGAGAUCCAAAUCAGGCUAAACAGAAACAGAGCAACCUCCUUGCUGAGAGUUCUGGCGGCACGCCAACAGACUUAAUGUCACAAGCAUCUAUUUAUAACACAGGCACAGUGACAGCUAGCACAUUUGGUGGAGGACCUUUUACAAGGUCAGUGUUCAGUCAGUCAUAUGAUACAGGAUCUGAGUCUAUGGCAGAGCCGGACGAGACUGACCAAUCACAGGAGAUAUCAACGGCAUGGGGAGAGAUCAAGCAUAAAAGAGUAGAUGUAGAAGAAGACUUACAGGAAGAAGAUUUAGAGAAGAUUGUUGAUCUCACUCUGACGGAGACAGAGACAAUAUGGCUGCUUGACAUGCCGGGAGUCUGUGUGUCGACAGAAAGUGACGAGGCAGAUAGUGUAAGAAAGAAGAAUGAAGCUUAUCAAGAUCUGGUGAAAAACAAGCAGGGAAAUGACAGAUAUGCUGAGAGAGGCAUGAACACCUUCAAUGAACCACAGAAAUGUAAACUGGUACAGACAAGCAAAAUAGGAUAUAGUGAGAUGGGAGUGAAUGCUACAACAUGGGAUAUGUAUGACACUUAUGAAGAGAUUGAAAAGAAUGCUAAGGGUAAAGCAGCUGAAGAUGAUGAGGAGGGAACAAUUUCCCGACCAGGAAGUCCAAAAGAAGGGGAGGAAGAAGCCAAACCGGCCUCCACAGAUACUCCAGAUACUGUUGUUAGAGAGAAAAGUGCUGCCUCUGUUAGAAUAGGACGUUAUAAUGGCAGUACCUUUGAAAGUUUAUUUCGCACAGAUAGCAGAGCAACAUUUACAUCAUCAUUUGCUGGGUCAGAGAGUAUAUUUGCUAGCAGAGAAACUGGGGUUUCCUCUGUUCCAACAGAGGCAUCUGCAAUAGAUGAGGACAAAAUCAUUCAGUCAGAGAGUUUCAAGACAGAUCUGUUUGUGAUGGAGAGAGUAAUUAACCUAAACACGUACCAGGGCAAACAAGCAUUAUACCGGGGUUUCAGUAUUGUUAAAGGAAGUGAACCUGAGGAAGCUGUUCCUGAUAUUGACCAAGAUACAAGUACAGCACCACAACAGUUAGCCGUGUCUGAUGAUGUUGGACCAAACUUUGAUCGCCUGUGGUCAUACACGUGUAAAGGGACACAGGGUAGAAAUGUCAGCUGUCUGUCUUGGAACAAAUCAAACCCAGAUUUAAUAGCAGUUGGUUAUGGUCAGUUUGAGUUCUCAAACCAGAAAGAAGGCCUGCUUAUGUGUUGGUCACUGAAAAAUCCAGAGUUUCCAGAGCGUGUGUACACGUGUAAGGAAGGUGUGACGGCGGCGGACUUCUCCAGGGUCAAUCCAAGCCUUCUUGCAGUUGGCUUGUAUGACGGAAGUGUGGCAGUAUUCAAUGUACGGCAAUCUGCUGAUGAGCCUAUCUUAGAUAGCUUUUUAUCGCCUGGCAAGCAUACAGCCCCAGUGUGGCAGAUUAAGUGGAUUGAGAAAGAACGAGGCUCGGGGGAGGAAUCGGCAGAGGUUUUAGUGUCCAUUUCUACUGAUGGAAGAGUAUGUCAGUGGUCAAUUAGGAAAGGAUUUGAGUGCUAUGAUUUGAUGAGACUCAAGAAAAUGCCAACUAGAAUGGGAGGGAAGAAAGAGAAGAAAGGAGAGGCAUUUAUAUCCCGUCAUGCUGGAGGACUUAGUUUUGACUUUAAUACACGUGAUGCUAAUAUUUAUUUGGCUGGAACAGAAGAUGGUCACAUACACAGAUGUUCAUGUUCAUAUAAUGAGCAGUUUCUUGAAAGUUAUUUUGGACACACUGGUCCAGUGUAUGGUAUUGUAUGGUCUCCAUUCGUACCUGAUGUAUUUUUAAGUUGCAGUGCAGAUUGGAGUAUCAGAUUAUGGCAUCAAGACAAACCAAGACCUAUAUUAAACUUUUUCUCUUCCACUAAACCUGUGUAUGAUAUUGCUUGGUCGCCCAAAUCUUCUACAGUGUUUGCUUGUGUUAAUGAGGGAGCUGUAGAAGUGUGGGACCUUAACAUUAGCACGUUGGAUCCAAUCAUAGUCAACAACCCAACAUCUGGUGCCAAACAGACCUCUGUCACAUUCUCAAAGAACUCUGAUUGUUUAUUGGUGGGUGACAGUGAAGGUCAGGUGACUGUGUUACAGUUGAGAUCUAUGCCAGUACCUGUCUCACAAGAUAAACAGGCUGAUGCUUUGAUGAAAAUUAUUAAUACCAGUCUAGCAAGUCAGUUGCAGAACCAGUCUGCAGCAGAACCAGACAAAGUGGAAAGGGAGGAAACUCAGUUGGAAGAUGAUCUGCCACCAGAUAUGGACUAAAUGUUAUAGACAUAAAAUGAAACAUUCUUUGAUAAAUAAAAUUCUUUGAAGAUCAUCUACAGUCUUCAGUAAUGAAAAAAAUGUUUAAAAAGGAAGUUAUGAAGAACUGAAGAAUUUGCAGUGGACCAAGUGGUGGGUUUAAAUGUUACAGUAACUGUUGAUCAUCCAGUAUUCAUUUCCUGUACAACUUCAGUUUCAAAAUUGAAACUAGCAAUACUGAUUUACUUUGGUGUGAAUAAUACACUGUCAUAAAGGUCAAAAUAGAACAUUUUUUUUAGUCUUUC